AUGGCUAGUUCAUUAAUACGACAUUUUGCUCGACCAAUUUUAGCAACGAGCAAAGGAUUUGUAUCUGCGGCUGCACAUCGAAAUAUACCUGCAAGUUUAGUAUUCCUUUAUCGAACUCAAGCAACAACAGAAUCAACACCAAAUGCCCCUGCUGCAAGUCUAAUACGUGUCAAUGCCGAACAACGUAAAACUUUAGUUGAUUUUGGUCAUUAUGUUGCUGAAUGUUUACCACGUUUUGUACAACAUGUACAAAUGACAUCAACAAAUGAACUUGAAAUAUUAGUUCAUCCAGAUGGAAUAUUUUCUAUUAUGGCUUUUCUUAAAGAUCAUACAAAUGCUCAAUUCAGUUCAUUAGCCGAUAUUACUGCUAUAGAUGUACCUACACGAACCUAUCGAUUUGAGGUAUAUUGA
Molecule: messenger RNA, 411 nt
Organism: Rotaria sp. Silwood2
Lineage: Eukaryota; Metazoa; Rotifera; Eurotatoria; Philodinida; Philodinidae
Source: the annotation of a GenBank genome assembly